AUGAAUACAGAAUGGGAAGAGGAGGAAGACGACCCAACGUACAAGGCAGAAUCCACAGUGUUUAGCAGACUUCCUCCAGAGCAUGAGGCUUACAAACCAACCAAGCGCGCGGGGUACAACCCCAAAGCAGAACACGACUUCACCUUAAGCUAUCGUCCUGAGGACAUGGCUGAAAAUUCAAAAUUUAUUCCAGAAAUCGCGUGCGCGGCCAUCGACAAAACAAAGUUACCGCACAACGUAGGUAAAUACAAUGGGUUGACGGAUCCAGAUGAUCACCUCCAGGUGUUCAAAGGCGCAGGAGCAACAGGUGGUUGGAACCUACCAACAUGGUGUCACUUGUUUGCUCAAACUUUCGUUGGUGCGGCACGCAUCUGGUUCGACAAUUUACCAGCUGGAAAAAUCAAGUCAUGGGUCGACUUCCGAGAAAAAUUCUUAGCACACUUUUCUCAACAGCGAAGACACGCCAGAGACCCAGGUGAUUGUCUGAACAUAUACCGAAAAGACUACGAAAGCGUGGAGGAUUUUAUUACGAGGUACAACAAAGAAUGUCUGGAAAUUGGAGACAUACCGGAAAAAAUGAUGCGCGCACACUUCAUGCGAGCAGUUAAAUGCGACGAUCUGGUUAAAAGAAUCAAAGGGCGUGACGGAGGACCCAAAGACUGGGAAACCUUCAUUGAAGCAGCCAAACCCUUGCGCAGACAGAUAGACACGGGCCACCUGACCGAUGAUUGCUUCAGCUUAAAACAAGAAAUCGAAAGAGCUCUAAGAGACGGCAAGCUCGGUCACUUAGUCAAAGGAGGAAAGCGCGAUUACCGCCAGAUACAACGAAGAGACGAAGGUCCAGACAACAAGAAGCUCAGAAAGCUAGAAACCCAUAUGGUGCAAGGAGGACCACGGCGACCAAGAAAAAACUACAACAAACGCGCGCAGGAUGAUUCAUGGCGCGAGAAGCAAGUAGUAUUCCCAGUUGUCAGGGGAGGUCCAAGAGAAAAGCGGCCAAUAGUCAUUCCAGGGGUGAUCGGCCACUACCAAACAGAUUACAUCUUUAUUGAUCCAGGAAGCACCGCAGACAUCAUAUAUGAACAGUGCUUCAAUCAAUUCGACCAAGAGGAUAAGGCGCGCCUGGAACCAGUUGACUACCCACUAACUGGAUUCUGCAAUGAGGCCGUCUUUCCCCUAGGACAAAUAUCUUUCCCAGUAUUACUUUCUGAUGGGAGAAAUUCAAGAACUGAAGAAGUCACAUUUAUGAUGCUACCGGCACAUUCAAGACAUGACAUCCUUUUAGGACGAGAAUCCCAAGGAGAUUUCAGCAUGAUCUGUUCCGCACCACAUUCUGCCAUAGGUUUUCCAACCGAAACAGGCGUUGCGUUGAUAUACGCAAGCAAGGAAGUGCUAGCAACAGACGAAAUCAGGCCGGCAAAAGCAAGCAAGCCCGCACCGCGCAGAGAGGCAGAAAAAUGGGUAUUGAACAGUGCAUACCCAGAACAAACGGUCACUCUGGGACCCGCAAUGUCUGACCUAACGCGUGCGGCGUUAAAGAAAUUACUGCAUGAAAACAUGGAUGUGUUCGCCUGGACACCAGCCGAUAUGGUUGGCGUUCCACGACACAUUGCGGAACAUCGGUUAAACGUCUCAGAGGAUGCAAAGCCAGUAGUGCAUGCUAAACGACACCUGGGGGACAUCAAACAUGAUGCAAUGAAGGAACAAGUGUUAGAACUGCUAAACGCAGGAAUCAUCAGGGAAGUCCGGUACCAAACGUGGGUGGCAAGCCCAGUCAUGGUGAAGAAACCGAAUGGUAGUUGGCGAAUGUGCGUCGACUACAAGGAUCUGAACAAAGCAUGCCCCCGUGACUGCUAUGCGUUGCCCGACAUAGACGAGAAAAUAGAUUCUUUGGCAACGUUUCGGUGGAAAUGCUUUCUGGAUUGCUACAAGGGAUACCACCAGGUCCAGAUGGCUGUUCAAGACGAGGAUAAAACCGCUUUCCGCACGCCAACGGGGCUAUACUGCUACACCAAGAUGCCGUUCGGCUUAAAGAAUGCCGGUGCUACGUAUCAACGAUUGAUGAACGAAACAUUUAGUGACGCCAUCGGUAAAUACAUCGAGGUAUACAUGGACGAUCUGGUAAUCAUGAGCAGGGAGGAGAGCGCAAUGCUGGUAAAUAUCCAGAAAACCUUCAACACGCUGCGCAGCGUGAGCAUCAAACUGAAUCCAGCAAAAUGCUCAUUUGGAAUGGAGGAAGGAAAGUUUCUGGGAUUCAUAGUCACCAAAGACGGUUUUAAGGUGAACCCAGAAAAGGUCCAGGCCAUAGAGAGGAUGCCUUCACCAGCAAGCAUCAAAGAUAUGCAAAAGCUCGCAGGACGAUUGGCAGCCCUCAAUCGAUUCCUAGCAAAUCACGCGGCAAAAUCCUUCCCAUUCAUCAAGACCUUACGAAACUGCAUGAAGAAAACCCAAUUCCAAUGGACUCCGGAAGCAGAAACUUCCGACAGGGCCGUCGGUGCCGUAUUGCUGGUUGAUCGACAAGGUGUCCAAACACCUGUGUAUUAUGUGUCCAGAACCCUAACCGACCCAGAAACAAGAUACGCAAUCAUGGAAAAGCUUGUCCUUGCACUGAUUCACGCGUCAAGAAGGCUACGCCGAUAUUUCGCCAAUCACGUCAUCCACGUGUUAACAAAUUACAAUAUUGGGAAUAUCCUAGCAAGGCCAGAAAUAUCAGGAAGGUUGGCCAAAUGGGCGAUAGAGCUAGGGGGACUCAACGUAGUCUUCAGACCACGACCGUCGAUAAAAGGCCAAGUUUUGGCAGACUUCAUGACGGAAGUCCCCGAUGAUAAAGACAGAGAAUGCAAGGCGAUGGAGAAGGCGGAGAAAAAACAAAUCGAAGAACCAUGGAUGUUGUAUACGGACGGCGCGUCCAACGAAGAUGGGGCAGGUGCGGGGUUGCGGCUAGUGAGCCCAGACAAAAACGAGUUCACCUACGCCAUACGUCUGGACUUCAAGAGCACAAAUAACGAGGCAGAGUAUGAAGCCUUUCUGGCCGGCUUGCGCUUAGCAAUCAAAAUGGGAGUCCGACAUAUUGAGGCACAUGUGGACUCCAUGCUAGUGGCAGGACAAAUCAACGGUCAAUACGAAGCCAAGGGCGACAUCAUGGCACUCUAUCUCAACCAGGCAAAGACGUUGCUGCAAACUUUCUAUUCUUACAAGGUGCACCACAUAAACCGCAGCGAAAACAAGCCAGCAGACGCCUUAAGCAAGCUUGCGUCAACAAGUUUUCAGCACCUAGCCAAAGACGUACGAAUAGAAGUCUUAAGCAACCCGUCUGUGCCACUCCGAGAAGUCAGCGUCAUCCAAACAGGAACCACGUCAUGGAUGACACCCAUCAUCAUGUACUUACAGUCCGGAAUACUCCCAGAAAAUAAAGCCGAGGCGCGGAAAAUCCAAUAUAAAUCAGAACAUUAUCAAAUGGCGGAUGGGAUAUUGUACCGAAAGUCAUAUCUCGGCCCUCUGUUGAGAUGUGUUGACGCCGACGACGCAAAUUAUCUGAUCCGGGAAGUACAUGAGGGCAUCUGCGGCAUCCACGCCGGGCCACGCAUGGUAGUGGCUAAAGUAAUGAACGCCGGGUACUACUGGCCCGGAAUGCACCUCGAUGCCGUGAAAGAACUAAGGAAAUGCAGCGGCUGCCAACGGCAUGCACCAAAAACCAUGCGUCCAAAAAAUGCGUUGGUGCCUGUAACAACCGCAUGGCCCUUUCAGCAAUGGGGCAUAGACAUGGUGGGCCCCUUUCCAGAAGCUCCGGGGGCAGUCAAGUUUAUCAUCGUCGCGGUCGAUUACUUCACCAAGUGGGUAGAAGCAAAAGCACUUGCGUCAACCACGUCAGCAGUCGUUAAACGCUUUAUCUGGGAACAAAUCAUAUGCCGUUUCGGCCUGCCACUCCGAAUCAUCACCGACAAUGGUACAAACUUUGCAGCAGAUGAUCUCGAACGAUGGUUCAAGGAACUAAACAUCGAACAUACCUUCUCGUCGGUCGCACAUCCGCAAGGGAAUGGUCAAGUUGAAGCGGUCAACAAGAGCAUCGUCGAUGGCAUCAAAGCAAGGCUCGGUGAAAAAAGACGAGGGUGGGUCGACGAGCUACCAAGCACAUUAUGGGCCCAUAGAACAAUGCCCAAAACAAGCAAUGGAGAAACACCCUUCAGCUUGGUCUAUGGGUCCGAAGCUGUGAUCCCAGCAGAAAUCGGACUCCCAUCUCCAAGAAUGCUCUCCAUGAAUCUGAUCAAUAACGAAGAAGAACGGAGGAUCGAUCUAGACCUCCUAGAAGAACGAAGAGAGAUGGCUGCAAUCAAUGAAGCCAAGUACAAAUCAAAGCUUGAAAAGUAUUACAACUCCCGAGUCCGGAUCUGCACCUUCAACCCAGGCGAUUAUGUCUUAAGGGACAAUGAAGCAUCCAACACAGAAAAACCAGGGAAACUGGCUCCCAAAUGGGAAGGCCCAUACAUCAUUGAUGCGGUCCUCGGCAAGGGAGCAUACAAGCUACGCACCAUGAACGACAAAGAGGUCCCGCGAACCUGGAACGCCCAACAGUUACGAAAAUGCUACAUAUAA
Molecule: messenger RNA, 4593 nt
Organism: Helianthus annuus (common sunflower)
Lineage: Eukaryota; Viridiplantae; Streptophyta; Magnoliopsida; Asterales; Asteraceae
Exons: 3
Coding region: 1-4593 (1530 amino acids)
Biological process (GO): DNA integration
Molecular function (GO): nucleic acid binding; RNA-DNA hybrid ribonuclease activity
Source: RefSeq, a predicted model, not a curated record